CGCAAAAAUAAAUUCCCAUCCAGACCAGCCGGGGCGACAGCUUCAAUAAAAAUAAAAAAAUAUACAAGAUGAAGGCCACUCUGCAGACUACUCUGGCCGCAGUGUCCAUCACUCUCUGCAGUGCGACUUCUGCCUCAUCUUCCGCCGCUGCCGCCCCGACCGGCGAUGUCUUCCCCUCGGGCUUCGACAUGACGCGCAGCUGGGCCAAUCUGAGUCCCUACAAAGACGCAGACAGCUUCAGCCUUCCUAAAGGCGUGCCCCAGGGAUGUGAAUUGUCACAGGUCCACGUGCUGCAUCGUCACGCGCAGCGCUAUCCCACCGACUACCCCCUUGACGGCGAGGGGAUGAAGGAUUUCGGCAGCAAAGUGGCCAAUUACUCCAAAGCGCAUGGCGGUGCCCAGAUUGGCCGUGGUCCGUUGAGUUUUCUCGAUCGAUGGACGUAUGCGUUGGGGGUGGAUGAGUUGAUGGAGACCGGGGCGUCGACGGAGGCCACGGCUGGUGCUAACUUUUGGAAUAAAUACGGCCGAUUGUUGUAUCGUGCUGGACCGAGUACGCCUGCCUGGGAUGAGAAGCUGAACAAGUUCACGAAUGGGACUGAACGGCCCAAGCCCGUGUUCCGGACGGCGUCGCAGGCCAGAAUUCUCGAGAGUGCGCGCUGGUGGCUCAGUGGUUUCUUUGGCAACACGGGCGCCAACAGCUCGUACGAUCAGUACGAUCUGGUGAUCAUCCCAGAGACUUAUCCUUUCAACAACACUCUGGCGUCGUAUGAGUCUUGCCCAGGCGAUAUGACCGAAGGCGACGAUGCCGCCCAGGAGUUUAUUCCCAGAUACACCAAAAAUGCUGUAUCUCGUCUGUCAAAGUAUCUUCCUCGCGGCUUCAACUUGACUUCCUCGGAUGUGCUGGCGAUGCAGAACCUUUGCGUGUACGAAUACACCAGCUUCGGCGGCUCGUUCUUCUGCUCGCUCUUCACCGAGCAGGAAUGGAAGGACUAUGCGUACAACAUCGACAUCCAGUACUACGGCGACUAUGCGUAUGGCUCUCCUACAGGCCGUGCCCAGGGUAUUGGAUACAUCGUUGAACUGGCAGCUCGACUGGAACACAAACUGCUGUUCACCAGCGACACGAGCAUCAACUACACCUACGACAACAACAUCAAGGACUUUCCCCUCCACCAGCCCUUCUACAUGGACAUGUCGCACGACGACAUCAUCCUGUCCGUCAUCACCGCCCUCGGCCUCGAUUACUUCAAAUACGGGCCCCACGGGCUCCCCUCCGACAUCGACCACGCCCCGAACCGCAACUUCACCCUGUCCGAUAUGACCCCCUUCGGCGCCCGCUUCUUCUCCGAAAUCUGGACCUGCCCGGCCAACGUCUCCUUCACCAACCUCGACCCAGUCGUGUACGAGAACCCCGACUUCUCCUGCUCCAACACGACAACCGACUACAUCCGGUUCGUGCUGAACGGGGCGCCCCUUCCGACCGAUGGAUUGGUGGGCUGUGAGCAUGCGAAGAAUGGGUUCUGCGCUGUCAAGGACUUUUUGUCUGGGGUGCCGCAGUUGGAGAAGGAUGCGCAGUACCAGCAUGCGUGCUUUGGGAAGUAUAAGACGGGUAGUCAGGUUGGGGAUGGUGCGCCUGAGUCUUGAUGAACUGUAUUGAUAGAUAGAUAAUUGCUAGACUAGAAUCUGACAUGAUCUACUUUGAAGCUAUCACACACAAUCAUACUUGACAUAUAAAUCAGAAC
Molecule: messenger RNA, 1741 nt
Organism: Aspergillus wentii DTO 134E9
Lineage: Eukaryota; Fungi; Ascomycota; Eurotiomycetes; Eurotiales; Aspergillaceae
Product: histidine phosphatase family protein
Exons: 2
Coding region: 69-1643 (524 amino acids)
Molecular function (GO): acid phosphatase activity
Source: RefSeq, a predicted model, not a curated record